Molecule: messenger RNA, 1173 nt
Organism: Beta vulgaris subsp. vulgaris (sugar beet)
Lineage: Eukaryota; Viridiplantae; Streptophyta; Magnoliopsida; Caryophyllales; Amaranthaceae
Exons: 1
Coding region: 1-1173 (390 amino acids)
Source: RefSeq, a predicted model, not a curated record
AUGACCCCACCUGCUGGGUAUACUAAGGCUAAGCCAGGUGAAGUUUUCAGGCUUAAAAGGUCUUUAUAUGGCCUUAAACAAGCCUCUCGCCAAUGGAAUAAAGAGCUUUAUGCUUUGUUACAUAGUUUGAAGUUUAAACAAUCUACUCAAGACUACUCUUUGUAUACCAGAACACAAGAUGGUGAGUUUUUGGUUGUUUUAGUCUAUGUGGAUGAUAUUCUGGUUACUGGCACUUCUACAUCUCAAAUUGCAGCUGUCAAACUUGCUUUAGACGAGGCAUUCACUAUCAAGGAUCUUGGUGACUUAACUUAUUUUCUUGGGAUAGAAGUUCAUAGAAAUGACAAAGGGAUCUUUCUUUCUCAAAGAAAAUAUAUCAAAGACAUUCUGGUUGAUGCUGGUAUGGAAGAAUGCUUUGUUGCUCCUGCUCCUUUGUCUACUGGUUUGAAAUUAUCUCCUGAAGUUGGAGAUUUACUUGAUAGUACUCCUGAUGUUUAUAGGAGACUUGUUGGGAGACUUUUAUACUUGGGAAUCACUAGACCAGAUUUGUCUUACUCAGUCCAGCACCUAAGCCAGUUUAUGCAUUCACCAAGAGUUCCUCAUUUGAAGGCUGCCCUACAUGUCCUCAAAUAUCUGAAAGGUACAUUAGAUACUGGUUUAUGGUAUUCUGCUACUUCAGAUCUUAAAGUCACUGCUUACAGUGAUGCUGAUUGGAGCUCUUGUCAGUUUACUAAUCGUUCUCUUAGCUCUUAUGCAGUAUUUAUUGGUUCUAAUCUAGUCUCUUGGAAGACUAAGAAACAGCAAAGUGUAAGCAAGUCAUCUGCUGAAGCUAAAUACAGAAGUAUGUCAGCUACAACCAGUGAACUAGUAUGGAUUCAAGGUUUACUUGCUGAUCUUCAAAUUCCAGUUUCCUUGCCUAUUACUCUUUAUUGUGACAACACUUCAGCAGAACACUUGCCUGAAAAUCCAAUGUUCCAUGAGAAGACUAAACACCUAAAGAGAGAUAUGCAUUAUAUUCUUGAACAAGUUGCUGCUGGCUUUAUUCAAACAGCUCAUGUAUCAACUGCAAAUCAACUUGCUGACAUUCUGACUAAGUCUCUCAAUUCUUCUCAUCAUCAUGUUUUAUUUGCCAAGCUUGGACUCAUAUCUAAGGUCCAGCUUGAAGGGGGAAUAUAG